AUGUAUCAACAGAAUCAUUUUAUUAUUUCUUCUAAUGAUUCUAACAAAAAUCCAUUUUUGGCGCGAAACACUAAUUUAUAUUCUCAAAUUAUAUCAGAGUGCCCGUGUUUUGUGAUAUCCGGAAACUCACAAGGUAUUACAGCAAGGGACAUGUGGUGUGAAAUCAAAGAGCGUGGAUCGUUUGACCACCUAAAUUCCGAACACGUAUCAACACCUUCUGAACCAGGUUCACUUAUUGGGGCAGCCGUGACAGCUUCUUUGACUAUUCCUGCAGGAACUGUACAAAGUGUUACAUUUUCUGUGGCAUGGGCUUGCUUAGAAAUAAACUUUCAAGCAGGAAGAACCUAUCACAGGCGUUAUACUGAAUUCUAUGGCACCCAUGGUAACAUGGCAUCAAGCAUUUCUCAUGAUGCUAUUGUUGAACGUUUUCGUUGGGAGUCAGAAAUUGAAGCAUGGCAAAGACCUAUUCUCGAAGACAAGAGACUUCCUGAAUGGUACCCGCCCACACUUUUCAAUGAACUGUACUAUCUUAACUCAGGGGGAACAAUUUGGACAGAUGGAACUCCACCAAUACAUAGUAUACGUACUGUUGGUGAAAGAAAGUUUUCACUUGACAGAUUAGGCUCAAAUAGUAGUCGUACAGUCAAUACCACUGAGGGAAAUGACACAGCAAUAGACAUCCUUGAAAGAAUGACAUCAAUGCUUCAGGAUGUUCAUACUUCUGCAUCAAUGAGUUCUGCUCUCGGAACAAACUUGCUCCAGAAAGGAGAGGAAAAUGUGGCCAGUUCCUCUACCUUGAAGGGGAUUGAAUAUCACAUGUGUAAUACAUAUGAUGUCCACUUUUAUGUUUCAUUUGCAUUAACCAUGUUGUUUCCCAAACUUGAACUCAGCAUACAAAGAGACUUUGCUGCCGCAGUGAUGAUGCAUGAUCCUAGUAGGAUGAUACUUUUACAGGACGGAACAUGUGUCCAGAGAAAAGUUCUUGGUGCUGUUCCUCAUGAUAUUGGAAUGAGAGAUCCAUGGAUUGAAUUAAACUUUUACAACCUUCACAAUACAGAUAGGUGGAAAGACUUGAAUCCGAAGUUUGUCCUCCAAGUUUACCGAGAUGUGGUUGCCACAGGCAAUAAAGAGUUUGCUCGAGCAGUGUGGCCAUCAGUCUAUGUUGCACUGGCUUACAUGGAACAGUUUGACAAGGACGGAGAUGGCAUGAUAGAAAAUGAAGGGUUUCCAGAUCAAACAUACGAUACAUGGUCUGUAACUGGUGUGAGUGCAUACUGUGGUGGCCUAUGGGUUGCAGCUUUGCAGGCUGCUUCAGCAAUUGCACACGUGGUUGGGGACAAGGGUUCUGAAGACUACUAUUGGUUUCGGUUUGAGAAAGCAAAGAAGGUGUAUGAAAAGUUGUGGAACGGAUCUUAUUUUAUUUAUGAUAACAGCGGCAGCAGUACAAGCUCAUCCAUCCAGGCUGAUCAAUUGGCUGGACAAUGGUAUGCUCGAGCGUGUGGUCUUUUACCCAUUGUUGAUGAAAUAAAGGCAAAAAAAGCUCUUGAGACAGUAUACAACUUCAAUGUAUUGAAGGUGAAAAAUGGGCAGGUAGGGGCAGCAAACGGGAUGCUUCCAAAUGGAGAAGCUGAUAUGUGUACAUUGCAGUCGAGAGAAAUAUGGAGUGGGAUUACAUAUGCUGUUGCGGCAGGCAUGAUCCACGAAAAUAUGGUAGAAACAGCAUUCAAAACUGCAGUGGGUGUCCAUGAAGUAGCCUGGGCAGAUGAGGGUAAAGGAUACGUUGAAUAUGCAUUCCAGACGCCCGGGGGUUGGGACUUUGAAGGGCGGUACAGAUCUCUUGGUUACAUGCGACCUCUAACGAUCUGGGCGAUGCAAUGGGCACUAACACGACAGAAUAAGUUGCCAUUGCCGGAACUGAAGGAAGAGAUCACCGAAGAAGCUGUGGUGAAGAAGCAACAUGAUGGAUUCACCAGAGUGGCUCGUCUGCUCAAGCAGUCCGAGGAACCCGAUUCCAGGAGCCUUUUCCAGGUCGUCUUUGAUUACACUUGCAAAAGGAUGUUGGCCUGA
Molecule: messenger RNA, 2067 nt
Organism: Salvia splendens (bonfire salvia)
Lineage: Eukaryota; Viridiplantae; Streptophyta; Magnoliopsida; Lamiales; Lamiaceae
Product: non-lysosomal glucosylceramidase-like
Exons: 8
Coding region: 1-2067 (688 amino acids)
Biological process (GO): carbohydrate metabolic process
Molecular function (GO): beta-glucosidase activity
Source: RefSeq, a predicted model, not a curated record